CAAUGACCAAUUCGAUUCUUGCAACCUUUGGAAAAAAAAAAACCCUAAAACCUACCCUCUUCCUCUUCGAGCCCCCAUGAAGAAGGAGAAGGACCUCUGAUGCUCUGACUCUCACACUCCCAAAAAAGCACUGGCCGCCGCCACCGCCGGGCUACUCUGCUUGUCUCGUGAGUUGCGACUCUCGCAUCGGCCCCUCUGCGUCUCCUUCACGGCUUCACUGGCUCGUCGCCUCCUCUGCCUGACUUCGUCUCUCGUCGUAGUCGUCGUCUCGUCCUCGUCCGGCGUAGCUCACCGUCGCUUCUUCCUUCCCGCCGUGCUUGGUCUCCCACUUCUCAGGCAUAUGGAUAAGCAGAAUGAGAUCCUUAUGGAAGCCUAUAGAUCAAUGCUCCAUGAAUCGCAAAAACUUCAGGUCGAAGAAGAAAUGCUUAUGCACAAGCUCUAUGAAGUUAUGUCAGCUCAUGGUCUAACUAAAAAGAGUGAUGGCAAUUCCAAUGCUGUUGAUAAUGUUGGAGCUUUAACUGAAAAUAACAAUAACGAAGCUGUUACACACCCCAGCAGUAUAGAAACUCGAGGGCAACAAAGGGAAAUCACUCCUUUUCGAUACACUUAUAGGAGGAGAUAAGAGAAAAUAACAGAAUGGGUGAGAGGAAUUGGCUUUAUUCAUUCCCUUACUUCAAUACAUAUUUCACUGGUCUGGAGAAUUUCAUACUAAAAUCUCCUGCACUAGUGACUUCCUUCUUUCUAUUUCUAAUUCUAAUCCAUCUUAGUUCAAUUCUUCUAUCUUCUGUACUAUUAUUUUGUACGGGAGAUCUUAUAGAAGCCCAUGACAAACAGUGAGGACAUAGUUUAGAAUUUAGAUUCAUUCACUCGUUAAUUUGGAACAAAUUAGCGGGAAUGAAAUAGAUCUUUCUUUACUCUAUAUAUCCUUUGCUUUGUUUUAAUUUAUUUUUUAUCAUAGCUUACUCUUUGUAAAUGAAUGCAUUUUCUUGGCAAUACAAAAGUUAUGAAAAAAUUUUCACUGCAAUGUA
This is a messenger RNA of Arachis ipaensis, 1028 nucleotides long. Lineage: Eukaryota; Viridiplantae; Streptophyta; Magnoliopsida; Fabales; Fabaceae. The record is from RefSeq and is a predicted model, not a curated record.